Messenger RNA from Trichechus manatus latirostris (Florida manatee), 1236 nucleotides. RefSeq names its product calreticulin 3 (gene CALR3). Gene Ontology annotation, cellular component: endoplasmic reticulum; endoplasmic reticulum membrane. The record is from RefSeq and is a predicted model, not a curated record. Lineage: Eukaryota; Metazoa; Chordata; Mammalia; Sirenia; Trichechidae. Gene Ontology annotation, biological process: protein folding. Gene Ontology annotation, molecular function: calcium ion binding. The transcript is spliced from 9 exons. The coding region runs from base 1 to 1161 and encodes 386 amino acids.
AUGGCGGCGGCCAGAGGCCUGCUGUGGGUGGUGUGCUUGCUGAGAGUGGCGUUGGCGACCGUCUACUUCCAGGAGGAGUUUCUAGACGGAGAGCGCUGGAGGAACCGAUGGGUGCCGUCCACCAAUGACUCCCAAUUCGGGCAUUUUAGACUCUCGUCGGGGAAGUUUUAUGGCCAUAAGGAAAAAGACAAAGGUCUGCAAACCACCCAAAACGGCCGGUUCUAUGCCAUCUCUGCACGGUUCAAACCGUUUAGCAACAAAGGGAAGACCCUGGUGAUUCAGUACACGGUGAAACACGAGCAGAAGAUGGACUGCGGCGGGGGCUACGUCAAGGUCUUUCCCUCGGAUGUGGACCAGAAGAACCUGAAUGGAAAAUCACAGUACUACAUUAUGUUCGGACCCGAUAUUUGCGGAUUUGAUAUCAAGAAAAUUCAUGUCAUUUUAUAUUUCAAGAAUCAGUAUCAUUCAAACAAGAAAUCAAUCAGGUGUAAGGUCGAUGCCUUUACACACCUUUACACUCUGAUUUUAAGACCAGAUCUGACUUACGACGUGAAAGUUGAUGGCCAAUCAAUCGAGUCAGGCAGCAUCGAGUAUGACUGGCAUCUAACAUCCCUGAAGAAAAUGGAAAAAUCUUCAGCAGAGUCUAAGGACUGGGAUCAGGCUACAGACAGCAAAACUCAGGACUGGGAGAAACAUUUUCUGGAUGCAAGCGCCAGCAAGCCAAGUGACUGGAACAGUGAGCUGGAUGGUGACUGGUCCGGGCCGAUGCUGCAGAAGCCUCCGUACCAGGAUGGUCUGAAACCAGAGGGGAUCGAUAAAGAUGUGUGGCUCCAUCAGAAGAUGAGAAACACCAACUAUCUGACAGAGUACGACCUUUCAGAAUUUGAGAACAUCGGUGCUAUUGGACUGGAGCUUUGGCAGGUGCGAUCUGGAACCAUCUUUGAUAACUUCCUGAUCACAGACGAUGAAGAGUAUGCUGAGAAUUUUGGGAAGGCCACCUGGGGUGAAACCAAGGGCCCAGAACGGGAGAUGGAUGCCAUCCAGGCCAAAGAGGAGAUCAGAAAGGCCCUAGAGGAGGAGGAGGAGGAGGAGCUGCUGGCCGGGAAGUUUAAUGCGAGGCAAAAUUUCUUCAAUCAAUUUCACAGGCAAGAUGAACUGUAGUCGUGCAGCGAUCAGUAAAGGUACCUGGUGACACCUUGUUUCUAUUUUAAUCUAAUUUAAAAGCUCCAAUGUCUG